GUUAGCAACCCCAUCAACAGAUCAUCACAGACCUUCACACUGAUUCUGACCCAUCCACCAACCCUCUUCAGGGUCUCCGAUAUUGCCUGCGUUGGAGACGAGAUUGAGGAAAAAAAAGGAGAUAGUCCAGCUUAGUGGAGGGGCAGCCAGAAAAGCCAGAAAAGUCCAAGCACUGGUCCUUUCGUCCAAAACACACACAGAAGGAUCAACAGUAUGUUGUGUGAUAUCAUGUCACCUGCUCCGGGAAGGGCACACACAAGAUGCAGCAAGAAACCCACGGUGUAUCUCAAUCAUCCGAGGUUAUUCGAAGGCGACGGUCAAAUGAGCGCCUUAAGGGGCCGGUUGGCGGUUCCAAAUAUUGACGAGUACCUCAAGCGAAAGGACCAUGUGGUCUUCGUGGUCAAGAAAUGGGUUGAUUGCGAUGAACACGUCGACGCAAUCCAGAAGUCGUUCCAUCCUCUGCCGAUGUCCAAUGACCCCGAGAUUCCCGCAUCGGUCCAGCCAUACUUCUCUAUUCUCCAAAAUCACAGCCCUUUGGCCGACAUCGUGUCGGAAACCAUGGAGCUGAUCUCCGAGACCCUUCGGCAGACCGUCGUGAAAGUGACUGGGAUGAACUCCGACGACAUCGCGCCUCAUGGCAUAGUCAGGAAUCUGGACACGAUGAGGGACCGCCUCUACUACAUCAGCCGGGAGGAGGACUACUUGAACAUGCCCACGCCGGCGCAACUGCUCCACCUCAAUGUUCUGCUGGAGUACAUGGAAUCCCAGAAUAGAGCCGAGUACGAAAAGGUUGAUAGGCUGAUUUCACAGGGGCUGAUCACAGAAAAGUAUCUGCCAAGGCUGUACGGCCCGGAGCAGAUCUUGAUGACCAGUGUGGACGGUCAUGUUCGCGGGUACAUGCUGGAGAGUGCCCCCAUCAACAGGCUAUCCGUAUCGUUGGAGCUGUGGUCCUGGCGAUUCAAUGGGAUGUUCUUCAAGCAAAGGGAGACUCGGUCACUGAGCUGGCCGUCUGCUGUGCCAGCGGAUUAGCCCAUCCCUAUUUCAGACCUGUCCAUCUAUCCGUUGAGAUACGUCUCCCAGGAGUCAAUCAAACAACUCAAGGCUAGGGGGCAUUU
This is a messenger RNA of Aspergillus japonicus CBS 114.51, 1115 nucleotides long. RefSeq lists its product as uncharacterized. The record is from RefSeq and is a predicted model, not a curated record. Bases 214 to 1029 code for a protein of 271 amino acids. The transcript has 2 exons. Lineage: Eukaryota; Fungi; Ascomycota; Eurotiomycetes; Eurotiales; Aspergillaceae.